Molecule: messenger RNA, 2723 nt
Organism: Peromyscus leucopus (white-footed mouse)
Lineage: Eukaryota; Metazoa; Chordata; Mammalia; Rodentia; Cricetidae
Gene: Dmp1
Product: dentin matrix acidic phosphoprotein 1
Exons: 6
Coding region: 241-1731 (496 amino acids)
Biological process (GO): ossification; extracellular matrix organization
Cellular component (GO): extracellular matrix
Molecular function (GO): extracellular matrix binding
Source: RefSeq, a predicted model, not a curated record
AGGAAGCGUGGGUGGAUGGGGUCCCGGUGACACCUCUGAUGUCAGUCCCCGCCAGCCUGGGGCUGAUUGGCUUCCGAGGACCUGCAACAGAGUUUAAAUUCUGCACUGUCAGGCCAGUGCUCAGAGCAGCAGCUGGAGAGCCACUUCUUCCAGAUUUGUCUGUGAGAACUUCAACUUGGUUUUUGACCUUUUGGGAAAAGACCUUGUGAACUAGAGAGGGUGAAGGGAUCACAUGCAAAUAUGAAGACUGGUAUCCUUCUUAUGUUCCUGUGGGGAUUAGCCUGUGCCCUCCCAGUUGCCAGGUAUCAGAAUACUGAAUCCGAGAGCUCAGAAGAGUGGAUGGGCAGUCUGGCUCAUUCACCACCCCCGCCCACGAACAGUGAGUCAUCAGACGAGACUAAAGUUAGCUCAGAGGAACAGGCAAACGCUGACCCCAGUGACAGCACUGAGUCUGAAGAGGAUGUGGACUCUGACGGUGACCAGCAUGCUUACAGACCCGCGGGUGGCCUCUCUAAGAGUGUGGGGACAGAAGCCAACAAGGAGGAUGACGAAGACGACAGCGGGGACGACACCUUCGGGGACGAGGACAACGGCCCAGGACCUGAAUGGGGAGGACGCUCCAGACCGGACAGUGAUGAGGACUCGGCAGACACCACACAAUCCAGUGAAGACUCUCGAGAAGACCAUGCCCAAGAUGCCCCCAGUGACAGCAGGGACCGUGAGGACGAGGCGGACAGCCGGCCUGAGGCCGGUGACUCCACCCAGGACAGCGAGAGCGAGGAACACUGGGUUGGAGGUGGCAGUGAGGGAGAGAGCAGCCACGGGGACGGCUCUGAGUUUGAUGAUGAAGAAGGGAUGCUGAGCGACGACCCCGAGGGCACCAGGAGUGACCGAGGCCACGCCAGGAUGAGCAGCGCCGGCAUCAGGUCCAAAGAAUCCAAAGGGGACCGGGAGCUGGCGAGCGCUCGGGAUCCAGACGACAGCCAGUCUGUGGACCCGCCAGGCAGCAAGUCCUUCAGAAGGUCCCAGGUCUCCGAGGAAGAUGACCGAGGCGAGCUCCCAGACAGCAGCAGCAGGGGAACCCAGAGCGACUCCACAGAGGACACCGUCUCCAAGGAGGACACCGCCGAGAGCCGGUCCCGGGAAGACAGUCCAGAGGGACAAGACACCAGCAGUGAGUCCAGCGAGGAGGCCGGCGGGCCGUCCCAGGAGAGCAGCAGCGAGUCUCAGGAGGGGGUGGCCAGCGAGUCCAGGGGUGACAACCCGGAUUACACGAGUCAGGCGGGCGACCGGGAAGACAGCAGCGAGUCCAGCGAGGAGGACAGCCUGGACACACGCUCCAGCUCAGAGAGCCGGUCCACAGAGGAGCAAGCCGACAGCGAGUCCAGCGAGAGCCUCGGGCUGUCGGAGGAGAGUCGGGAGUCGGCCCAGGAUGAGGACAGCUCCAGCCAGGAGGGCCUGCAGUCCCAGAGCGCAUCGGGGGAGAGCAGGAGCCAGGAGAGCCAGUCCGAGCAGGACAGCCGUUCCGAGGAGGAGGAGGAGAGUGACAGCGACUCCCGGGACAGCAGCAGGUCCAAAGAGGACAGCCACUCUACAGAGAGCACGUCGAGCAGCGAGGAAGACCGCCACCCCAAAAACAUGGAGGCGGACAGCAGGAAACUCACAGUCGAUGCCUACCACAACAAACCCGUCGGGGACCAGGAUGACAACGACUGCCAAGACGGCUACUAGCCUCAGCUUGACUCAGAGAGGGCUCUCACAGGAGGGGGUCUUGGGGGCCCAAGGGUAGGGAGUCCACUGCAACUGUAACUUAUACGUUUUGAUCAGACGGAAAACCAGGACCUUUGCUUUCUGUGAGGAAUUGCUCACGGUACUCUGUUUCCUAGGGAGGUGAAGUAACGCGGCACGAUGUCGGAACACACACACACACACACACAUACACACACACACACACACACACACACACAGUGAGGGUGAACAAAGGGAGGUGUGCACAGUGGCCUCACGGAUGAAGUUGCCCUGACUCACUAACCCGACAGUUGUUGGGGUUCUGUGAAGCACCAGGCACAGCACUAGGGGCUGGGGACGACGGGCGGGUGUUUCAGGCUACUUUGCUCCCGAGGAGCCUACAGAGAGACCCGCAAAACGGAAACACUGAAGAGCGCCAGUGAAGGGGGCCCAUGCCACGGCAGAGGUCUGCACAGAAUGUAUGGGGCACGGCAGGGGAGACCAGAUUCGCCCUGGAGAACUAGCGGGUUUCACGGCCGCAAAGCCUGAGUUGGAGGGUUCCAUAGAAUCUCUCAGCUGAAGACAAUAUAAAUUCUAUUUAUUCUUGAGGGAAACAGUAUUAAAUCUUGUACAAUCAAUGUGUAGUUUGUAAAGGAGUUCUCAAGCCAUGGCACAGUGGGUUAUCUUGGAUAAACAUUUUUUCCCCCCAAUUCAUUUACCCCAUUCAGUGCUUUUGUGGACCUUCUGUAAACACUGCCUCAUUGAUGUUGAUAUGGACAAUUUGGGGGGGGAUAGGAGAAAAAAUUAAUUUUAACAAGGUUGUAUAGCUUUAUUUUCCCCCUCCAUAACUAUCCAGAGUCUUUUACAUGUGUUGCACAUAGCAACAUUCUGUACAUAGGACUGUUUUUUGUUUUUUUGUAUUUUUUUUUUUUUUUGGUCAAGUGCUAUUGAAGUUUUACCUCAUGAAAAAGUAUUUGUUUUGUAAUAAAGAUAAU